Molecule: messenger RNA, 3803 nt
Organism: Nothobranchius furzeri (turquoise killifish)
Lineage: Eukaryota; Metazoa; Chordata; Actinopteri; Cyprinodontiformes; Nothobranchiidae
Gene: col6a2
Product: collagen, type VI, alpha 2
Biological process (GO): extracellular matrix organization
Molecular function (GO): extracellular matrix structural constituent conferring tensile strength
Source: RefSeq, a predicted model, not a curated record
UCAGGGCUGGACCAGGACCAGGACAGGACGGCUCUGCUGCGGGAAACGCGCAUCCAGGGCUUUCUCCCCCACUUUGACCUCCCGUAUCCCCCUUUUUCUUACUCGUCUUUCCCUCCAGUGGACAUGAGGAGAUAAUCAGCUGCUGCAAGGUUCGGAAGUUUUCAAAAGUCAAGACAGGAGAUGGAGAAGAACAUCAUGCUGGGGUUGGAGGUUGCCAUGCUCUGCCUCCUCUUUGGAGCCCUGACUCACGCUCAGACAGGAGAAUGCAGCAAGAAAAGAAAGUGUCCCAUCGAUGUGUACUUCACCAUAGACACGUCUGAAACCAUCGCCCUGCAGGAGUCACCUCCUGGAUCGCUGGUGGAAAGCAUCAAGCAAUUUGUUGAGCAGUUUGUAAAUCGUUUGAAAGAUGAAGAAAUCAAGGGCAGUGUACAAAUCACCUGGAAAACCGGAGGACUUCACUUCUCCAAGAAGCAAGAGAUCAUUAGCUCCAUUGGUUCCAUGCCAGACUUCCUCACUCGCCUUAAAGCCAUCAGGUACCUUGGAAACGGCACAUACAUCGACUGCGCCAUUAAGAAAAUGUCCAGUGAGAUGUUGGCAGCGCCGCAGGAGUCCUCAAGUCACUCGACCCUCCGGUUUGGUGUGGUCAUCACUGAUGGUCACGUGACUGGAAACCCCUGUGGGGGUAUUAAGGUGGCAGCUGAAGAUGCUCGCGAUAAGGGAAUCCGGAUGUUUGUGGUGGCAGCAUCAAACAACAUCGAAGAGACUGAGUUAAGGGAGAUCGCCAACUCUCCUGCGUCGGUCUUCAGGGACGAAUUCAUGGCUGUGGAUCUGAGCCAAGGCAGACCCAAAAUAGACAUCGCAACCAUGGAUCGCAUCAUCAAGACAAUGAAACAUUUGGCUUAUGCAGAGUGUUACAAAGUGUCCUGCCUGGAGACAGAAGGGCUUCCUGGUCCAAAAGGCCACAGAGGACAGAAAGGAGCUAAAGGAGACAAUGGUGAAGGAGGACAAAAGGGAGAAAAAGGUCGUGCAGGAGACCCUGGCAUCGAAGGACCCAUUGGUCAGCCUGGUACCAAAGGUGAACCAGGUCAUAAAGGAGAGAAGGGAGAGAUCGGCACUCAAGGGAAAAAGGGUGUGGCUGGUAUUCCAGGCCGCAAUGGAACUGAUGGACAAAAGGGUAAAAUUGGACGGAUUGGUGCUCCAGGAUGUAAAGGCGACCCAGGCAACAUAGGUCCUGAUGGUCACCCUGGAGAUGUUGGUGAACGUGGUCUCCCUGGAAAUGAUGGAGAGAAGGGGGAUCCUGGUCGCCCCGGAAGACCCGGUUCCCCUGGACCACCCGGUUCACCCGGAGUUAAGGGAGAGACGGGAAGUCCUGGAUCUCCUGGUGCACCAGGACAGAAAGGAAACCAAGGACCCCCUGGAGAUGCUGGAAAAAUAGGCGACGAAGGAAGAAGAGGAGACAUCGGGCCUAAAGGGGCCCAAGGGCAAGAUGGUCCUAAAGGAGAGAAGGGUGAAAAUGGACCAGAUGGCCCGAGAGGAGUCUCGGGUGAAACCGGAAACAAAGGAGCAAAGGGAGACAUUGGAUUACCAGGACCGAGGGGACCUUCAGGAGCACUAGGAGAGCCUGGGAGAAAUGGUACCAGAGGUGACCCUGGAGAUGCUGGACCAAGAGGAGAGCCUGGACAGCCCGGACCAAAGGGAGACACCGGAAGACCUGGCUUUAGCUACCCUGGACCAAGAGGACCAUCGGGUGAGAAAGGACAGAAAGGUAAUCGAGGAGCUCGUGGAAGCAGAGGGGACUGUGGUCAAAAAGGAGAUCCUGGAAAUAAAGGAACUCCAGGAGAGGCUGGUGAGCCAGGGCCCCACGGGGAGCCUGGACCAAGAGGACCAAGAGGACCUUCUGGUCGGGAUGGAGAUCCUGGCCCAGAGGGAGAUCCUGGUCUCACUGAAUGUGAUGUCAUGAACUACAUCAGAGAGACCUGUGGCUGCUGUGACUGUGAGAAACGCUGUGGAGCCCUGGACAUCGUCUUCGUCAUUGACAGCUCAGAGUCCGUGGGUCUCACCAACUUCACCCUGGAGAAGAACUUUGUCAUCAACACCAUUAACAGACUGGGAUCCUUUGCCAAAGACCCCAAGUCAGAGACAGGCACAAGAGUGGGUGUUGUUCAGUACAGCCAUAGUGGGACGUUUCAGGCAAUCCGGCUCAAUGACCCCAAGAUCGACUCAUUGACUUCAUUCAAGGAAGCUGUGAAGAGGUUAGAGUGGAUCGCAGGAGGAACAUGGACUCCAUCGGCUCUAAAGUACGCGUAUGACAACCUGAUCAGGGACAGUCGCAGAGCCAACGCCAACGUCACUGUUGUUGUCAUUACUGAUGGACGUUUUGACCCAAGAGACGACGAUACGCUCCUCACAUACCUGUGCAACGCUCCUAAUGUUGACGUGAGUGCCAUCGGUAUCGGAGACAUGUUUGAGCAAAUUGAGGAGAAUGAGAGUUUGAAGAGCAUCGCCUGCCAGAAGGACGAUAGGGUGAUGGGAAUGAGACGAUUUGCGGACCUCGUAGCUGAAGAGUUCAUUGACAAGAUUGAGACCGUGCUCUGCCCAGAGCCUCUCAUCGUAUGUCCUGAUCUGCCAUGUAAAUCAGGAGGGGGCGUCUCUGUGGGGGAAGCCCCAUCUCCCUGGAAGCCACUGGCUGAAGAAGGCAGUCCCUCAUUGGUCCCCACCUCUUUGGAGGGUGUGGCCAGCCUGCUGAGCAGCCUGAGCGAGCAGCAGUAUGGGGUUGGCAUAGCAACCAUGGCGUACACCGCCCAGAGAGCCAAACUCACCCAGGGAGCGGACAGGGAGCAGUGGACCGAGCUGUUCAUCAACUCAUUCAAAUAUGUCUACGGAGACAUUAUGGGAGACACUGAUAAAUCCCUUGGGCUGUGCUAGUGCUAACACGCUAACUACGCUACCUCGCCACUAUGACCAUAACUAACACGUUUGCUGGUGGAUGCAGAACAUAUUUAGUUGAAACUAUUACUCUGAAGGUGCAAUACACAUUUAGACCUAUGCACACACAUUGCAUGAUAUAAAGUUCGUUGUGCCUUGUUACAAAUUAAGAAGUCAGAAUGUGAAUCUCUCUCUCUGCUCACUGAACAUUUCUGAACACAUAGAACAGAUGUUAAUGAUGCAGAUUUUCUUCCAUCUUAAUGGAGGACAAGGAUCUGUUAAAGUGGAAAAUGGACUUUAUUCAUUCAGAGUUGAAUGUAGAUCAUUCAUGCUCUUCUUGUACGGUGGUGGUGAUGAAUCCUCAUUUCCACUGUGAAUCACUCAGAUGUGCUUUGUUGUUGCUGCUGUUUGCACAUAUCCAUGGUUACGGCCAUUACUUAUGCUCCUUAUGAAAAACCACGUGUGUCUAAGGCUAUUACACAUGGAAUACACAUCAAAGUAUUCUGUAUAUGAGUCAGAGGUUUGUGUAUGUAAAUGUUUGGUUGAGAUUUAGAAUUGAGGAUUAAGGAAAUAUUGUACGUUACUCUCUUGGCUGGUGCAUGAGUGUUUUCCAGCAUGUGGCUUGGCUUGUAAAGGAAUGUAAAGUUAUAUUACCAGCUCUGUGAUUUUAACUACACAAUGUGAACAUAGUUUUUCUGUGUAAAUGGAAUCUUUCGAGUUUAAAGAGCAAAUAGUAAUAACAAUAAACUGAAUAACCAUAUUUAAAAUGUGCCGUUUUGAUGAAAUAUCUGGGGAAAUGGACAGUAAAUCAAAACAGCUUGACCGCUGUGAGCGUGUGUGGAGUUAUGGCUUGUUAUUGUAUGUUUUUUCCUGCCGUU